AUGGCCCGCCUGGCGCGCGCAAAGCGCUGCCGGCGGGGCCACUGGGCCGAAGCCUACCUGUCGUGCGCGACGCGCUGCUGGUGGGACCUCCAGGGAGUGCCGCCGCCGCAGGGGCAGGCGUGCAAGAGUGUUGCCGCCGCCGCCUGGCCGGACGCCGACGCUCGAAGCGAGCACGGAGCAGCGGGGCAGCCAGUCGAGAUCGUCGCGGGAACGCUUGUCACCGUUGCGGACCCGAUCGCAGACGUCUACGCGCCGCACCACCCGGAGCAGCUGGAGGUGCCCGGCAGCAUUGCCGAGGUCCCCGACGGCUACGACCGCGGCCACGGCGGCAGCGACGUCGGCAAUGACUUCGAAGGCUUCCCCGGCGGCCAUGCCGUCAACAACAUCGACGAUACGCUUGUCAGAGCGCUGCGCGGACGGCCGCAAGUUCGGCGCGACGCUGCGGGCGAGUUCGGCGCGACGCUGCGGGCUGGCGAGUUCGGCACGACGCUGCGGGUGUUGCGGCUGAUUCAGCGAAAAGCGGCAAGCCUGGGCCUCGAGCUGAACUUGGGCAAGUGCGAGGUCAUUCCCACGGCUGGGCGCAACACGGAGUGCAACCUGGCCGAGUUCCCCGCCAUUGUCCAGCGGAAAGUCGACGGUUGUUUCAAAUUGCUGGGCGCUCCUGUCGGUGGUCAAGAGCAUUGCGCAGAGCACGUGGAGGUGAAGAGAGUGCAGAAGCUGACCGCGCUGCUCGACGAGGUGCCAUUUUUGGAGGGCGCCCAGGUCGCCCACAAGUUGCUUUCUCGAUGUUUUGGAGCUGCAAGACUGAUGCCGAAUAUGCGGACGACGCGGCCCGACUGGAUAACGCGUGGGCUGGAACGGAGCCAGCAGGCUCGCAGGUCGACGUUCCAGAUCUGCACAGGCACAGGGCUGAACGAGAGUCAGUGGCAGCAGAUAGACGCUGCCUUCUCGUGGGACGGAGACUGCGAUGCCAGAACCAUGGUAGCAGCUGCCAACCUCUACAAUGUUGGCGCCCGCCAGGAGCACCACAUCACAAGCGAGGAUUUUGCUGCCGACGGCUCCUUCCCCAGCCAGCGGGCUCGGUCAAUGAAAGUGGACGAGCGUCUUUCGGACCAGCUGAUCGCUGCGAGCCCAAACGCCCACAAGGCGAGGCUCCGCGCAGCCAGCGCGCCGCACGCGAGCGCAUGGCUGCAGGCCCAGCCGUGCAGCGCCCUCGGGCAGCGCAUGUCCCACUUCGAGUUUCUGGCGGCCGUGCACAACGCCUUGCGCGAUCAGGUCCACUCCUUUGCGCAUGCUGCGGGCCUCCAGGCCGAGAAGGAGGAGAGCGGGCUGCUGCCAGAUGACCCUCGCCGGCGGCCGGGCGACAUCAAUUUCCCGACUUGGCCGCUUGGCCCGCCCUUGGCCCUCGACUGUGCCGGGGAGAAGCUUGCAGACAGAGAUACUGGUGUACGCUGCGAGCAACUUGGCAUCCGCCUAGCCCCAAAGGUCGUGGAGUCCUUCGGCGGAUGGGGCGAGAUGGCGCAAGACGCGCUCUGGGCCUUGAUUCAUGCCCGCGCAGCGCGCAGUGGCGAGACGGCGAAACGUCAGGAAGAGGCCAGCGCCCAGAUCGACUGA
Messenger RNA from Prorocentrum cordatum, 1614 nucleotides. The record is from the annotation of a GenBank genome assembly. Lineage: Eukaryota; Dinophyceae; Prorocentrales; Prorocentraceae.